This is a messenger RNA of Manihot esculenta (cassava), 2211 nucleotides long. RefSeq names its product formate--tetrahydrofolate ligase. The record is from RefSeq and is a predicted model, not a curated record. The transcript is spliced from 5 exons. Gene Ontology annotation, molecular function: ATP binding; formate-tetrahydrofolate ligase activity. Bases 121 to 2031 code for a protein of 636 amino acids. NCBI's taxonomy places the organism in Eukaryota, Viridiplantae, Streptophyta, Magnoliopsida, Malpighiales, Euphorbiaceae.
ACACAAUUCAAUGCACCUUAGAGUGAUUUCAGAUUACAAAGAUUUGUAGAUUUGUAGACACAGAUUUGUGUAGGAUUGAAGCUCAAAGCCCAAAACCCAGAAAUUUAAUAAGAGCAAAAAAUGAGUUCAUCAAAGCAUGUGAGGAAGUUGCAGGUGGUUUCACCAGUACCUGCAGAUAUAGACAUUGCUAACUCAGUUGAGCCUUUUCAUAUCUCUGAGAUAGCUAAGGAUCUCAAUCUUAGCCCUAACCAUUAUGAUCUUUAUGGCAAAUAUAAAGCGAAGGUGUUAUUGUCUGUUGUUGAUGAGUUUAAAGGAUCAGCUGAUGGGUACUAUGUGGUGGUUGGAGGGAUUACGCCUACACCACUGGGAGAAGGCAAGUCUACUACGACGGUUGGGCUUUGUCAAGCUUUGGGUGCAUUUCUUGACAAGAAGGUUGUCACUUGCCUUCGUCAACCAUCACAAGGACCUACUUUUGGAAUUAAAGGGGGUGCAGCAGGUGGUGGCUACAGUCAAGUGAUUCCAAUGGAUGAAUUCAAUCUUCACCUAACUGGGGAUAUUCAUGCUAUAACAGCUGCAAACAAUCUUCUAGCUGCUGCUAUUGAUACCAGGAUUUUCCAUGAGUCCUCUCAAUCAGAUAAGGCUCUAUUGAACCGUUUAUGUCCACCUAAUAAAGAAGGCAAAAAAAGCUUCAGUGACAUAAUGUUUAGGCGUCUAAAUAAGCUAGGUAUCACCAAGACCAAACCAGAGGACCUUACUCCACAAGAAGUCAAGAAAUUUGCUAGGCUUGAUAUUGAUCCAGAUUCAAUUACAUGGAGGAGAGUGAUGGAUGUGAAUGACCGGUUCUUGAGAAAGAUCACCAUUGGACAAGGUCCUGAAGAAAAGGGGAUGUUCAGAGAAACGGGAUUUGAUAUCUCUGUUGCUAGUGAAAUAAUGGCAGUUUUGGCCCUCACAACAUCUCUUGCUGAUAUGAGAGAGAGGCUUGGAAAAAUGGUUAUUGGAAAUAGCAAAGCUGGUGACCCCAUAACAGCUGAUGAUCUUGGUGUUGGAGGUGCUUUGACUGUGCUGAUGAAGGAUGCCAUAAAUCCUACUUUGAUGCAGACCCUUGAAGGAACUCCUGUUCUUGUUCAUGCUGGUCCUUUUGCAAACAUUGCUCAUGGCAAUUCUUCCAUUGUUGCUGAUAAGAUUGCAUUAAAAUUGGUAGGGCCAGGUGGGUUUGUGGUCACAGAAGCAGGCUUUGGUUCUGAUAUUGGAACUGAGAAGUUCAUGAAUAUAAAAUGCCGAUAUAGUGGAUUAAUGCCUCAAUGUGCAAUUAUUGUUGCAACAAUUAGAGCUCUAAAAAUGCAUGGUGGUGGACCAGAAGUUGUUGCUGGGAAGCCUUUAGACCGUGCCUACACAACUGAGAAUGUGGCUUUGGUUGAAGCUGGGUGUGUGAAUCUGGCAAGGCAUAUUUUAAACACAAAGUCUUAUGGUGUGAAUGUUGUUGUUGCUGUGAAUAUGUUCGCCACUGAUACGGAAGCUGAACUUAACGCUGUUAAAAGUGCAGCAUUGGCUGCUGGGGCAUAUGAUGCUGUCACCUGUACACACCAUGCCCAUGGUGGAAAGGGAGCGGUGGACCUAGGAAUUGCAGUUCAAAGAGCCUGUGAGAAUGUGACACAGCCGUUGAAGUUUUUAUAUCCUUUAGAUAUUAGUAUCAAAGAGAAAAUAGAGGCUAUAGCAAGGUCAUAUGGUGCUAAUGGCGUCGAAUAUUCAGAGCAGGCCGAGAAGCAAAUUGAGAUGUACAGCAGGCAGGGGUUCUCUGGUCUACCAAUCUGCAUGGCCAAAACCCAGUACUCAUUUUCACACAAUGCGGCUGAGAAGGGAGCACCGACCGGAUUUAUCUUACCGAUAAGGGACGUAAGGGCAAGCAUUGGUGCUGGUUUCAUUUAUCCCUUAGUUGGGACAAUGAGUACAAUGCCGGGGCUUCCGACGAGGCCUUGCUUUUACGACAUUGAUGUUGACACUGCCACUGGUAAGGUCAUUGGUCUCUCUUGAAGCUAACAAAGCUCCCAUGAUUGUGUGCUUCUGCAUUUUGUUUUGUAUAAUGCACUGUGAUUGUCCCUUGUUUAUGUUUGUGUAUGUGUUGUUCUUCGACAUUGGAUCCCUGAAUAAAGGAAAAGCCCGCCCUUGUUAUGGCUAAAAAUAAGAAGAAACGAAUACAUAAAGUUUCAGUUA